Rhipicephalus microplus (southern cattle tick) is the source of this 3206-nucleotide messenger RNA. RefSeq names its product AMP deaminase (gene AMPdeam). Gene Ontology annotation, cellular component: cytosol. NCBI's taxonomy places the organism in Eukaryota, Metazoa, Arthropoda, Arachnida, Ixodida, Ixodidae. The record is from RefSeq and is a predicted model, not a curated record. Gene Ontology annotation, biological process: AMP metabolic process; IMP salvage. Gene Ontology annotation, molecular function: AMP deaminase activity.
GCACUCCAGUUCUGCCGGAGCUUCCGUUCGGAACGGUGCGAUCUGGACGCGUUCUCGUGUUCCGCUCGCUCCUCCGCUACAGAGUGGUGUAGAUGCCUACCAGUGGCGCGACGGAAUCCUCUUUGUUUUGGUUGCGCUUCGCUUCUCACAUCCAGUCGCAUCUCCGGUUCUUGUGCUGUGCCUGUACUCUGUUCCCGCCUGCAUACGCCGGCCUUUACGCUUGUCACUCUUCGAGCCCCACCGUGUUUGCGUGUCUAGGGAAGUCUGUACACGUGCGCGGUGUAUACCCAUUGCAACUGGAACGGGGAAGCAACCCUGCGUAUAGUCAGAAGAAUUAAGAGGCAUAUAUAUACAGGGAGCAGUGACCGAUCUUUGUUUUGUGUCGGGCCUGAGGUCCGGUGGUCUUCGCACCUGGACAGGACACGAACCACUGUGAUUGUCGAUUGUCGUGUCUGGUUUCGCGAUGCCGCACAAGGAUGAAGAGGAACCGCAAGCUGGCAGCAGUGCCGGCAGCGAGUCGCCGCCGGUGUGCGGCCAUCCCGAGCCCCGGUUCGACCUGCCAGAGAUCCUGGAGCCCGGAGGCGGGGGAUCCGGGGCGGGCGACGAGUGCUACCAGGCGGCGGCCGAAACCAUCAUCUCGCACUGCCGGGAGAAGGCCAAGGUGAUGGGCAACGAGAUAUCGGCACCCUACGAGGUGCCACACUUUCCCAUCGAACUGGCCGAGUCCCGGAAGGUCAUGCAGCAGCAGCUGUCCACCAGAGCGCAAAAGGAGCUCGAGGAGCGCAAAAGUUACUUCGAUGGCGACGUCAAGGAGAUGGAAGACAACUUGGCACAGCUCAACGACCUGGACUUUGUGCCCCACUUUCAGCGUGUGGCAAUCAGCGGCGAGGACACGUCCGGGGUUCCCCUGGAAGACUUGCACCAGGCUUCUAAACUUCUCGUCUCCGCACUCAGGUUGAGAGAGAAGUACAUGGAAAUUUCUCACCAGUCUUUCCCCAAGGCGACGAAAAGAUUUCUUAACCAACUAAAAGGAAAGCCCCUCGAGGACCUCGAUUCCCCGGAAGAAAUGUUCAGCUCGGCGGGUCUAAAGGUGCCAACCACCAAACGGGUUAAAACUAAAGACCACCCUUUCUACUGCGUGCCCACCGUGACGGAGCCUUGGAACUGCGAAGUGCUGCCCAACAUGAACUGCGAGUUGCGCAUGCACAACGGCGUGGUGCACGUCUACAAGAACAAGGAGGACGUGGCGGCGGAGAAGCCCAUGGACUUCCCAUACGUCAACCUGCCGCAGUUCAUCAACGACCUCAACCUCAUGUGCGCCAUGAUCGCCGACGGCCCACUUAAAUCAUUUUGCUACCGACGGCUCAGCUACUUGACCUCGAAAUUCCAGCUGCACGUGCUGCUCAACGAGCUGCGCGAGCUGGCUGCCCAGAAGGCUGUACCUCAUCGUGACUUCUACAACAUCAGGAAGGUGGACACUCACGUUCACGCCGCGUCGUGCAUGAAUCAAAAGCAUCUGCUUCGGUUCAUCAAGAAAAUGAUGAAGAUGCAUUCCGAGGAUCACGUUUUCAAACAGGGCGACAAGCUGAUGACGCUCGAAGAGGUGUGGCGUAUGGAGUGGGUGUAUGCAAAACAGUAUGGCUGUUUCAGCCGUGGCUUUGAUCAGGAAUUUGAUGGAAAGGUUUUCAGUGCUAUGAACAUUACAGCCUACGACUUGAGUGUCGACAUGCUCGACGUUCAUGCGGACCGAAACACGUUUCAUCGCUUCGACAAGUUCAACACCAAGUACAACCCUGUUGGUGAAAGCAGGCUGCGAGAAAUAUUCCUCAAGACGGACAACUACAUCGGGGGACAGUACUUUGCAGAAAUUCUGAAGGAAGUGAUGAGCGACCUGGAAGAGAGCAAAUACCAGAACGCAGAGCUGCGGCUAUCCAUCUAUGGCCGAUCACGCAACGAGUGGGAUAAACUGGCCAAGUGGGCCGUCCGGAACACCAUGUACUCGGACAAUGUCCGCUGGCUUGUCCAAGUGCCUCGACUCUAUGAUGUGUUCAAGUCCAACAACCUUGUGAAUAACUUUGAAGAAAUUCUGGAGAACAUCUUCCUGCCCCUCUUUGAGGCCACCAACGAUCCCAGCUCUCACCCUGAGCUGCACCAGUUUCUUCAAUACAUUGUGGGCUUUGAUUCUGUGGACGACGAAUCUAAGCCUGAGUACCCCAUGAUUGACAAGGACGUGCCGCUGCCAAAGCAGUACACCGACACGGAAAACCCGGCGUACAACUACUACCUGUACUAUAUGUACGCCAACAUGUGUGUCCUCAACCACUUCAGAAAGUUGCGCGGCUUGAAUCUCUUUGUACUGCGGCCACACUGCGGAGAGGCGGGUCCCGUGCAGCAUCUUGUGGGGGGCUACCUGCUCUCAGAGAACAUCAACCACGGGCUUCUUCUAAGGAAGGUGCCAGUUCUGCAGUACCUGUACUACCUGGCACAGAUUGGCAUUGCCAUGUCACCACUGAGCAACAACUCGCUCUUCCUCAACUACCACCGCAACCCGCUACCAGAGUACCUCAGCAGAGGCCUGUGCGUCUCUCUGUCGACUGACGAUCCUCUGCAGUUUCACUUCACCAAGGAACCCCUCAUGGAGGAGUACAGCAUCGCUGCCCAGGUGUGGAAACUGAGCAGCUGUGACAUGUGUGAGCUGGCACGUAACAGUAUCGUUAUGAGUGGCUUCCCUCACAAGGUGAAACAGUACUGGCUAGGCCCAAACUACCAGCGGGAGGGCCCCACAGGAAAUGACAUCACACGCACCAACGUUCCAGACAUUCGUGUUGCAUACCGUUAUGAGACACUGGUCGAUGAGCUUUCUACCAUCUUCCGGACAAUGCAGCCUACGCCCUAAAAGAACGGCACAUAAUUUGUUUGUUGGUUCAUGUUGUAUACUUAGAGUUUUUAAAAAAGUCACUUUGAAUAGAGUCCAUUGAUGUGCCAAUGACUGCGGCUACUAGGUUUGUAUUGAAAGUGCAGUGAUUUGUCUCUCGGUAGGUGACCAUAUCGAGAUUUCGCCUUGCAAAUCUACUAGCGCUAUUAAGCAUGAAUGUUAAAGGAAGCAAAGGGUGUUAGGAUAGCCUUCAAGAAGUGCUUAUGUGUUCUUUUAUUGUAUCCUUAACUGCUUAAGUUAUUGCCACCAUUAAAGGACUUUCUUUACGAAA